CCUGAUGGAGCAGACGGAGAGACAAACUGCGGGCAGACUGAGGGACAUCUGCGAGAGGACACAGAGGUAUACUGAUUGAUUUGAUUUGUACGAGGACGCGGCUACAGCAUCCAUGGUGACCACCAAACACAUCUACAAUAGCAACCGCAAGGUCAUCGUCAAGACACACAUGUCUGAGCUGAGGUACGUGGAGUUUGCUGAGGGGUUGGCCAUGAACCUGACAUCGCUAAGGAAAAGGUCGGCUGCGUUGUUUCGGAAACUGAAGGAGCAGCGAAGCCACGUCCAGAAACAGCUAGAGGACAUGUACCGGCAAGAGGUGGAGGUUGAGAUCAAACUGCGCUCCUGUCAGGGAUCAUGCAACAGGUCCGUUGCUUUCCGUAUCGACCACGACGGCUACAGAUCGCUAGACAAUCAGAUGACCCUGUUCAGUAACACUGCCAAGCAUCAGAAGAGCUCUCCUCUUCAUAAGGACAUCGCUAAGAUCAAACUACAGCCAGUGGAUGUCGGUCUCCCGCCGUCCCCCGCCUAUAAAACCAUCCCCAUGGUGCAGAAGGAACUCCUGACUCAGUUUGAGGAUCUAGAACAGAACCACGUGGUUCUAGAAGAGGUUCUAGAAGAAACGGAAUGCCUGGGUUCUGAACGGGAGAGGGGGGAAAAAGGAGAAGCAGGUGUUCUAGAAUGUAAAUUAUAAUCUUAGAUAGAGAUGUCUGCCUCUCUGUGAUAUCUUGGUUCGGGUCUGAUGCAUAUGUUAUUAUAAACAUAUUGGGUUGUAUUUGAACCUUUUAACUUAUAAUAAAGGACUGCUGUUUUAUUAACAUAAACUAUCAUUAUAUACAGUCAUCGCCACGGGAAGUAGGAGUGUUGAGGGUGCCUCACUGAGGUGUUACUACUGACUCCUGAGUGGUGCAGGGGUCUAAGACACUGCAUCUCAGUACAAGAAGCAUCGCUGCACACACCCUGGUUCGAAUCCAGGCUGCGUCACAUCCGGCUGUGAUUGGGAGUCCAAUAGAGACAAGUGGCCCGGGGUAGGCUGUCAUUGUAGAUAACAAUUUGUUCUUUAACUGACUUGCCCUGUUAAAUAAAACAAAUAUGACUCUUGACAGAGAGGAUAAAAAUAGGCA
This is a messenger RNA of Salvelinus fontinalis (brook trout), 1121 nucleotides long. Its product is annotated as fibrinogen alpha chain. The record is from RefSeq and is a predicted model, not a curated record. Gene Ontology annotation, biological process: blood coagulation. The transcript is spliced from 4 exons. The coding region runs from base 113 to 691 and encodes 192 amino acids. NCBI's taxonomy places the organism in Eukaryota, Metazoa, Chordata, Actinopteri, Salmoniformes, Salmonidae.